AUGGUGCUCCCAACCUUACCGGUUACCCUCACAUUCCUCACACUGCUAGCUCUCUUGUCGAUUGCCAAGGCGGCUGAUAACAACUCCACAACCUCUGGCCUUAUCCUCCUAAAUUGCGGAUCAUCAACCCAAAACGAUGAUGAUAGUGGUCGUACUUGGGAUGGGGACACCGGCUCCAAAUUCGCGCCAUCAAUGAAAGGAGUUGCAGCCAUUGCUUUAGGCCAAACCCCUUCACUCACCCCCAGGGUUCCUUAUACAACUGCACGCAUCUUUACUUCAAAUUACACCUAUUCCUUCCCUGUCAGUCCAGGCCGAAUGUUCUUACGCCUAUACUUCUUUUCAACUGCUUACGAAUACUAUGCUGUCUCAGAUGCCGUCUUCGGAGUCACGUCACGGAAUCUUGUCCUCUUAAAUGACUUCAAUGCUUUGCAAACAGCUCAGGCGAUCACUUCUGCCUACCUUGUGCGUGAAUUCUCGGUGAAUGUUUCUUCAGGCAGCUUGGACCUCACCUUUGCACCAUCAGCACAACAGUAUGGGUCUUAUGCAUUUGUGAAUGGCAUUGAGAUUGUGCCCACGCCUGACAUCUUCGCAACACCUGACAUAAGAUUAGUCAGCGGUGAUAACACAUCUCCAUUCACAUUCGAUGCUGACAUGAGCCUCCAGACUAUGUACCGGCUCAAUGUCGGGGGCCCAGCCAUUUCCACGGAAGGUGACUCGGGCUUUUACCGCUCAUGGGCCAAUGAUGCCCAAUACAUACUUGGUGGCUCUGGGUUGACCUUUUGGAAAAAUGAUAAUUUGACUAUCAGUUAUACAUCUAGAGUGCCGAAUUACACCGCCCCAGUUGAUGUCUAUGGUACAGCUCGGUCGAUGGGGCCAACUGCACAGAUCAACCUGAACUACAACCUUACAUGGAUUUUUCCGGUUGAUGCAGGUUUCUUUUACCUCCUAAGGUUCCAUUUCUGUGAGAUUAAGUAUCCUAUUACCAAGGUGAAUCAGAGGUCAUUCUUCAUCUACAUCAACAACCAGACAACGCAGAAGCAAAUGGAUGUCAUCGUCCGGAGCGGAGGAAUCGGUAGACCAACGUACACUGAAUAUGUUAUCAUGGCUAUUGGUUCUCGUCAGGUGGACAUGUGGAUUGCACUUCACCCUGAUCUUUCAAGUAAACCACAGUAUUCGGAUGCAAUUCUGAAUGGUCUCGAGGUCUUCAAGCUACAGAAUUACGGACCGAGCAAUCUUGCUGGGCUCAGUCCUCCACUUCCGCAAAAGCCUGAUGUGAAUCCUACUAGGCUAUCUAAUGGUGAAAGAAAAUCCAAAGGUGGCAUACAAGCAAUCAUCGGUGGUACUACUGGUGGUUUUGCUUUAUUGUUGAUUGCCCUUUUCAGCAUGUGUGUUAUAUACAGACGGAAGAAGGUAGCGAAGAGUCCCGGCAAGACCGACUAUGGACAUGUGAAGCAUCCAACUAAAUGCAUAAAGUCUACAUGUGAUCUUGUACGUCAUUUCUCAUUUGCUAAAAUUCAAGUUGCCACCAAAGACUUUGAUGAAGCACUUAUUAUCGGCAGAGGCGGUUUCGGGAAUGUCUACAUCGGCGAUAUAGAUGGAGGGACAAAGGUGGCAAUCAAGCGAUGUGACCAGAAAUCCCAACAAGGCUUUCAUGAGUUCCAGACUGAAAUCGAGAUGCUGUGCAAUUUCCGCCAUCGCCACCUUGUGUCUCUGAUUGGCUAUUGUGAGGAGAAGAAUGAGAUGAUUCUGGUGUAUGACUACAUGGCUCAUGGAACACUGCGUGAGCAUCUGUACAACACCAGGAACCCACCACUACCGUGGCAGCAGCGCCUUGAGAUUUGCAUCGGUGCAGCCCAAGGACUGCAUUACCUCCACACCGGCGUAGAGCAAGGAAUCAUCCACCGUGACGUCAAGACCACCAACAUCCUACUGGAUGAUAGGUUAAUGGCAAAGGUUUCCGACUUCGGUCUGUCUAAGGCUAGUCCAGACAUUGGAAACACCCACAUGAGCACUGCUGUGAAGGGCACCUUUGGAUAUCUUGAUCCGGAGUACUUCCGGCUGCAGCGUCUCACCAAAAAAUCAGAUGUGUACUCUUUCGGGGUCGUGUUGUUUGAGACCCUGUGUGCGCGCCCUGUGAUAAACACUGAGCUCCCUUAUGAGCAAGUGAGCUUGCGUGACUGGGCGCUAUCUUGCUGGAAGAACGGUGUACUUGAGGAGAUUGUUGACCCCCGUGUUAAGGAGGAAAUCACCCCUGAGUGCUUCAGGGUUUUUGCAGAGAUAGCAGAGAAAUGUGUAGCUGAUCGUAGCAUAGAGAGGCCAUCAAUGGGUGAUGUACUUUGGAACCUUGAGGUCGCACUCCAGCUGCAGCAGGCUAGUGCAAGCUACAACAGCAACCGUGCAGAGGGUGCUUCAUCUCUUCAGAUCAGCGCGGUGCAUUCAGACAAACCAUCCACCAACUCAACAAUUAGCAUCGCAGCACAGGAAGCCAUAUUUUCAGAUAUUGCGCAUGCAGAAGGCCGAUAA
Messenger RNA from Triticum turgidum subsp. durum (durum wheat), 2523 nucleotides. The record is from the annotation of a GenBank genome assembly. Lineage: Eukaryota; Viridiplantae; Streptophyta; Magnoliopsida; Poales; Poaceae.